Messenger RNA from Diospyros lotus (date-plum), 2872 nucleotides. RefSeq lists its product as uncharacterized. Lineage: Eukaryota; Viridiplantae; Streptophyta; Magnoliopsida; Ericales; Ebenaceae. The transcript has 14 exons. Gene Ontology annotation, molecular function: nucleic acid binding. The record is from RefSeq and is a predicted model, not a curated record. Bases 150 to 2522 code for a protein of 790 amino acids.
AUCCCGUUGCAGGGAGGGAGGGCGGGAGAGAGAGAGAGAGAGAGAAUGUAUAGAACAAUCGCUCACUAACCAAUACAUUUACCAGUCCCAUUGCCCAUUGCUUCCACUCAUGCUCUCUGUCUCAUGUGUUUAAUCCUGCUUCCUUACCAAUGGACGGGUUUGCUCUUGCCACUGCCACCGCCGCCGCCGCCACGGCCACCGCAGCCUCCGACGUCCGAUUCUCUGCACCUUCCGGCAUAAUCGGUUAUAGAAGACGACGACGAAUGAUUCGAAAUGUAUCUCUCCGCUCAAAACCUAGUCAAUUUGUCGUUUCGGCCUCCAGGGAAGAGCCUCAGCUUGACUCGUGGGACCGGAUGGAGCUCAAAUUCGGCCAGUUAAUUGGCGAAGAUCCCAAACUCACCAUUGCAAAGAUAAUGAGUAGAAAAUCAAACCCUGAAAUGUCUUAUCUGGAAGUUGAGAAAUCAUUUUAUAAGAAGAAGGGUAAAUCAGUAACCGAUGAGAUAGAAGAGUUUCCCUUUGAUGGAUCGGAAGAAGGGAAAUCAUCAAAAUCGGUGAGCGGAUUGAAUUUGGUCCGGCCAGUGACCAAGAAAGGAAUCAAGUCUGGGGUUGAGAAUAAACCUAUACAAUCAGGGGUAAAGAAACCAAGCCAACAACCAGCAAGGAAGCCAUUAGAUAACAAUAAAGGUAGCCUUCCUAAUGUUAUUUUGCGGAAGCCAACCACAUUCAACGAGGAUGAUAUUGGAUCUGAAAAAUCCUCAAAGUUGAAAAUGAAACCAAAUUUGUUAUUGAACAUGGGGAAAAUACAGAAGAAAGAGAAGUUUAGUGAUAUCACGUUGUUAAUGAAGCCUGAACUGAGGAGUGGGGCCUUGAAUUGUGACGAACAAGGACCCUCUGCUGAUGAUGAUACCACAGUAAAGGAUGGUGUGGGAGAGAAUAGUGGCAGAACAACACCUGUAUUUUCUGAAGCAACCACUGAUGUCACACUCUUAAACUGGCCUAAAGAAAAGGAUUUCAAUUCAGAGGAUUGUAAAGGGUCUAGCUCUUUUGAUGAUCUUGAAGUGCCUGGUUCCAGAGGUGUGAACUCAUCUACUGAAAAAGUUAAUCCAGCAGAAAGCAGUUAUGCUGAAUCUAUGGUGAGUGGAAAUGCUUCAACCCCAGGAGAUUUUGGGCUAGAGGAUUCUGCUACAGGAUUGCAGCAACCUGAUCAAAGUGAGAUAGGUUCUACUGACAAAAUAAGUGCUUCUGAUGCACCUUCAGAAACAAAAUUGGUGGACGGUAACAUCAACUUCUCUAUGGAAUCAGCUCUCAAAGGGAAACCAGCAAGGCUAGACCAAUCUGGAAAAGGCAAAUCAAAGUUAACUAGAGAGGAGAUAGCUGUUGUGAACACCGAAAGUUAUGGAAAUGCUUUUGAGCUUGAGAAUUUCCUUGUAACCUCACCUAUAAAGGAACAUGAAGAUAAUGACUGGAGAAGGGCUGAGGAUCUGGUUAAAACAGGAUCAAGAGAAGAAGUGGAGCUGAUAAGUUCCAGUACUAGAGGCUUUGUUGUAUCUUUUGGCUCUUUGAUAGGAUUUUUACCAUACCGUAAUCUUGCUGCCAGGUGGAAGUUCUUAGCUUUUGAAUCAUGGCUGAGGAGGAAAGGCUUGGAUCCAUCUAAGUACAAGCAGAGUUUAGGCAUUGUUGGGAAUUAUGGGAUAUCAGAGAGUGCUUCUCUUGAUUCAAAUCUGGGUGCAGAAUCAGCUCAACAAUCUGAUGUAGAGAUUUCACCUGAUAUGAAACUGGAAGAUCUUCUUAGGAUAUAUGACCAAGAAAAGCUCAAAUUCUUAUCAUCCUUUGUUGGCCAGAAAAUCAAAGCAAAUGUAGUAUUGGUUGACAGAAAAACUAGAAAGUUACUGUUUUCCCUAAAGCCAAAAGAGAAGAUGGAAAUGGUUGAGAAAAAGAGAAGUCUGAUGGCCAAACUUAGCAUUGGAGAUAUUGUGAAAUGCAAAAUCAAAAAGAUUACUUACUUUGGUAUUUUUGUUGAGGUAGAAGGAGUACCUGCACUAAUUCACCAGACAGAAGUUUCAUGGGAUUCUACUUUGGACCCUGCAUCAUAUUUCAAAGUUGGUCAGGUUGUGGAGGCAAAAGUUCACCAGUUAGAUUUUUCGCUUGAACGCAUUUUUCUAUCAUUAAAGGAAAUAACGCCAGAUCCAUUGAUUGAGGCAUUGGAGGCUGUAAUUGGUGAUCGACAUUCCCUAGAUGGGAGAUUACAAGCAGCUGAAGGAGAUACUGAGUGGACGGAUGUGGAGUUUCUUAUCAAGGAAUUGCAGCAAUAUGAAGGGAUCCAAUCUGUAUCAAAAGGUCGCUUUUUCCUGAGCCCUGGAUUGGCUCCUACCUUCCAGGUUUACAUGGCAUCCAUCUUUGACAAUGAAUACAAAUUGCUUGCUCGAGCAGGAAACAAAGUGCAAGAGGUAAUAGUUCAAACGUCCUUGGGUAAAGAGGAAAUGAAAUCUGCCAUUCUUACUUGCACCAACCGCGUUGAAUGAGACGACACACUGCUGCUCUGGCUUUUCCAUGUGUCGAUACCCUCCCUGUUCGGAGAGUUUGAUGAAUGCUGAUCCUCACUGAUCUCGGCAUUCAAUAGCACUUCUUGUUAUUAAAGGGAAAGGAGAAGAAAAAGGGCAAGAUGAUGUUCCAUCCUUGCAAAGAUUCUUCCCAUUUUUCUACCCAUAAACUUAAUACAGAUCUGUUUACACUGUGGAGGAAACUUCAAAAUGAUGUAAUUAUAAUUCUUUUGAUAUGGUAGUAAUAUAUAUAUAUAUACAUACAUACAUAUACAUGUAACUGUAUUAAUGUCAUUUAAUGGGCUAACUUGUUCAAUUUUCUUUGGUCAAAA